GUUCUCACCAUAAGCUAUAUCAUAAUUUCAAUAUCUCGAUUCUCAAGUUUAGCAUAAAACAUAUCUCAAUUACGAAGACAUUGACAUUUGCUAUGUCAAUUUUAUGAAUUUAUCACAAGUUCACAAUAAGAUUAAUAUUAUUCGAAUGUGUUUUAUACUUCUUAAUCAGUUGUUGAUAUUGAGUAAAUAUGAGAUGAAUUUAGGCUGAAUUAUAUGCUAGCAACAUAAAUUUAUAAUUGUCAAAUCAAUUGUGUCAACUUAAUAUAUUAUGAACUGAAAAAAAAUAUGUUUGUUAUUAUUAUUAAUAUUAAAAGUUACCUGGCCAAUGCCCGGGAAUAAAGCUAGUUAUGAUUAGGGCUGUUAAUGAGUCGAAUCGAGCCGAGCUUUGUCAUAGUUCGGGCUCGGCUCAUUAAUAUAUUUUCAAGCUCGAGCUCGGCUCGUGUUCGUCACGAGCUUUAAUCUGCAAGCUCGAGCUCGACUCGUUUAUGAAAAUGAAAGCUCGAGCUUGACUCGAGCUCGGCUCGUUAAAUAAGUUUAACGAGCCCAAAAUCGAGUUCACCUCAUAAAAUGUUCAUGAUAGCUCAAGAUUGACCUAGAGCUGAGCACAAAAUUAUAUUCAAACCUGUAGCAAAGUCUAUCAAAGUAAAACACAAUAUUUAUCCUAAUUUCAAUACAUAAUCUAUGAAUUCUAAUAGUUUUUUUUUUUUAUGUCAAACCAGUAAAUGAGCUUGUUCGCGAGCUUUCGAGCCGAACAUGGUAUGGCUCGAGUUCGACUCGUUUAGUUAACGAGCUUGUUCGCGAGCCGGCUCGAUUAAGACUAAUCGAGUAUCGAACGAGUUUUUCUCGAGUCGGACAUCGAGCCGUUCAUGAGCGGCUUGGUUCAUUAACAGCCCUAUUUAUGAUAUAUUGCUGAACUCCGAUUAACAAUAGGGUCUAUAGCUGUAUGAACUAGGCGAAAAACGGUAAGGCUAGCCCAUUUGCUAAUGAAUAUUGGGCCGACUUGACCUAGUCAUUCAAAGCCCAACCCAUUUCCAAUUGUAACGGCUAGUUUUCACAACUUUUUUUUUUUUUUUUAAAUCGUACAAAGAAAAGCAAAUCAGAUUCAGCGGUUGUUCGAACGAGUACCGAGUAGGCGAGGUACUGACGCUCGCAAUAUUUCAAAUCCAAACGAACAUACUCGCUCUUCCCCUCACUCUCUCACUUCUAACGGCUCUCUCCAGGAAGUUAGAACUCUGAAACCCCAUUCCCCGCGCCCACCCACUACUAUCAUUACGGAUUCUCAACACUCAGUUUUUCUUCGCCAGAAGUAAUUCUGCCAUGGCGAAGGUCGCCUGAUCUCCACAAACAGGUACUAGUUUCUGGAUUCUUUGAUGGGGUUCUUUGAUUGCCGUGAAAAAAUUUGAGAAGAAAGCCCCUUGCCCUUAUAUUUCUGUCGUAAAGAUGAUUGCUUUUACAUGCCGUCUUCUUGCUUCAUUCAUCUUAGGGUUUAUUGGGGGUUUUAUUGAUUCUCCUCUUAGGUUUUCCUACUUAUGUUCAAUCUGCUUCGAUUUUGUUACAUGGGUUUGGUUGGUUGGUUGAUUGGCUUCCUAGAAAUCCAUGAACGUGACCGGUAAAAAGGGUUUCCGUGGCUGGAUAUUUUUUUUCAUGGAUUUUCUCGGAAUCCCAAUUGGAUUUAAGUGCAUAGAUUUGUGUAAUUAGAGAAUAAGUAGAAUCCGCUUCGUUAUCCCAUUUGAAUGGUUAAUUGAUAAGUUUUCUUGUUCAGAACGAUUGAAAACAAGAAACCCCCCACAGUCCACAAGUGAAGAAAUGGAGAGACUCUGCGAAGAACUGGAUGAAGCCAAAGCAGAAAUCGAGAGGCUGAGAGGAGAUUUGAAGAGCAAAUCGCAGUCGUUUGACAACUUGAAGAGAUCCCACAAUGAUCAAAUCCGCCAGCUUCAAUCAGCACAAUCAGAGAUCGAGUCACGAACCCACGAAAUCAGUGCAAAGGAAGGGCAAAUUCAGGAGCUAACCCACGAAGUGGGAAAGAUUCAACGCACGUUGAAUGAAAAGGAGUCCAUUGUGAGAGGGCUGAGCUCAGCAAACGACAAGCUUCGAUUUUCUUCUGAUGAUCAGUUUCAGAAAUGGGAGGAAGAGAAGAGACACCUGAUGGCGUCUCUAGAUGAGGCAAAUGAGAAGGAUAUAGAUCAACAGCAGAAGAUCAAUGUACUUAGGGCAGAGAUUGAAGGUCUCAAAGGGAUGCUUUCCACUUCUGAGAAGAAGUGUUUGGAAUCUGAAAAGCAGGCCAAAGCAGCUAAAGCACUAAGAGAUAGGGAUGAUGUGAUGAUGACAUUGGAAGAACAGAAGAUGAAGGUUGAAGAGAAGCUCAAGUGGAAAAGUGAGCAGUUCAAGCACCUAGAAGAGGCGCAUAAGAAGCUUCGAUUUGAGUUCAAGGAAAACGAAAAGGAGUGGAAGCAGGAGAAGACUCAGUUAGUUGAUGAGAUUUGUUCACUUCAGGAGAGCUUAGAUUCUCAGACAAGAAUUUCUCAAGAUCUUCAAAGCCAGUUGAAGAUGUGCAACCAUGCCCUUGCACGUGAAGAGAGCCAAAGGAAAGCGCUAGAUGUUGAGGUUUCUGACUUUAAGAAGCGUUUCGAGAAUGUUUAUACUGACUACCAGGAUGCAAAGUCACAGCUGGAAUGCUUGACCGCACAAAGGGACAAUGAAAUUGCAGCUCUCAGGCAUUCACUGUUGACAAAGGAGACACGUUGGAAAGAAGUUGAGUACCAGUCAAGAAAGCUCGAGCAAGAGAAUCAAGAGCUGCUGGAGUCACUCAAAGAGCUACGAGAAGCUCAGAUUCAGGAAGCUGGGAAUGGUUCUUCUCUAGCCAAACUUAAGAACAAGCUGAGAAGUGUGGAGCAGGUGCACAGAGAUUGUGCUGCGACUCUCAGGGCUAAAGAAGCUGAAUGGAGUUCUCAGGUGGAGAAAUUGACUGCAGAAGUUGCCAAGUACCAGUUUGCACUGGAGAGCAGUGAAGCAGUGGUGAAAGAGCUCGAGAUCGAACUGGAAAAUUGUCGCUCAGCUUUACUGCAGAUGAAGUUGCAGAAUGAGGAGGCUGCCAUAGCAUUAUUGGUGUUGAAAUCAGGAGUAGCUGAGGCUCAAUCCAACCUACGAAAGGCUGAAGCUGAGAAUAGUUUCUAUAACACAAAGAAAGUUGAUGAAGUUUCUAGCUUGAUGAAGCAGCUGGAGAUGAAGGAUGUUAUCUUGGCUAAAGCACAGAUGGAAAUCGAAGAAGAGCGUAGAAAGGUUGAGUCUUUGCAGUUGAGAGUCGAGGACAUCAUCCCUAUCGAAGAGCAGAAGCUUGUGCUGGAGAAAGAGGUUGCAAGGUACAGGGAGAUGCUCGAGGCAUCAUCCGGAUGCCAUUUCCAUUUCAAGGAACAAGCUUUGCAGGCAGAAAAAGAUCUGCAGCAGAAAAUUGAGACACUCUGCAAUGAAUUAGACAUGGUGAAUUCAGAAUUGGUCCAGGAGCGUGAGAAGGUAGUUUCACUGUCUACAAAGGCCGAGGCCCUCGAUCGUGUUGAAGAGAAGCUUCUGUUGCAAGAGAAGGAGCUCGAGAGACAAAAGCAAAUGGUCGAGGAAUCCUACAAUCAACAACGUUGCUUGGAAGAGAAAGCUUUCCAAACUGAGACAAACUUGCAGGAGAUGAUAAGAGAAAUAUCUGAUGCAUUGGAUGAAACAACUUCUGAAUUGGCUGAAGAAAGGGAGAGAAUUGAGUCCAUCAGCCUUCUUGAAGAGCAGAAGCUAGGGUUGCAGAAGGAAGUGGAGAGGCAUAAGAGAAUGCUGGAGGAGUCACUGAAAGAGGUUACAAGGUACAGUGAGAUGCUCGAGGAAUCAUCCGGAUGCCAUUUCCAUUUCAAGGAACAAGCUUUGCAGUCAGAAAAGGAUCUGCAGCAGAAAAUAGAGGCACUCUGCAAUGAAUUGGACAUGGUGAAUUCAGAAUUGGUCCAGGAGCGUGAGAAGGUAGUUUCACUGUCUACAAAGGCUGAGGCCCUCGAUCGUGUUGAAGAGAAGCUUCUGUUGCAAGAGAAGGAACUCGAGAGACAAAAGCAAAUGGUCGAGGAAUCCUACAAUCAACAACGCUGCUUUGAAGAGAAAGCUUUCCAAACUGAGACAAACUUGCAGGAGAUGAUAAGAGAAAUAUCUGAUGCAUUGGAUGAAACAGCUUCUGAAUUGGCUGAAGAAAGGGAGAGAAUCGAGUCUGUCAGCGUUCUUGAAGAGCAGAAACUAGGGUUGCAGAAGGAAGUAGAGAGGCACAUGGGAAUGCUGGAGGAGUCACUGAAAUCCCUGCACGACCUUCAAAAGGAAGCUAUGUUAAAGGAGAAUGGAUUGAAGGACGAACUGAAAGAAGUCCGUGGUGCAUUGGACAGUUUGAGUUCUGAAUUGGCAGUGAAGAUGUGCGAGGGAAAUGCAGUUGAGUUUGAGUUGUGGAUAUGGAAGUCGAUUGCUCAACGUCUAAAUGACGAUCUCGAAGAGAAUCAAAUGUUAAGGAAAGAGUUAGAAGCUUCUCUUCUUUCGCAAGUGGACAUUACUGAAAAUCUGAAGAGGCAGAUUGAAUUCUAUGAACAGGAAUCACUGAGAAGAGAACUUGAAGGCGCAGUGUUGACACACAUGGUGGAAGAAAGAGGAUUUAAGGAUGCUGAAAUGAAGGAGAAAAUGGCAGCUGCUGACAUCUAUUGCUUGGAGAAUAAACUGGAAUCCCAAAUGAUGGAAAUGAGAGAAGUACUGACGGCAAUGGAGGGAAAGCUGAGAACUUCAGAAGCAUUGGUUGAUGAGCUGAUGAAUGAGAAGAGAGGUUUGAGUGAAGAAGUCCUGAAGCUGACAGCCGAAAGAGAAAAUGUGCUGACUUUUCUCGUGCAGGUUGGUGACAGAAUUAGUGAGUUCUCUGCAGAGGACAUGCAAUUGAUGAAAAUGCUAGAAAAUAUUGUUGUGGACUCUAGUGAAGGAGUAAAAGGAAGAGACGGUGGUGGGAAAGAGAACAUUGAUGAAGAUCACCAUCUUCCUUCCCCAACGAUGAUGAAACGAUAUGGAGCAGUUGUUGAAGAGAGAUCGCCAUUCAGGGAGCUCAACGGCUAGUUGUUUAAGAUGUAUUUGUUCCCACAGAUUGGUACCGAGUGUUUUCUAAUUUGUCAGGCGCGCAUAUAUUACAAGUGUGCCUUGGUUGUUUGCUCGUUUAUGUAUGACAUUUGUAUGAGCCUCUUGUUCCUACUGCAAUGAGAAUAUGCCACACUCGUCUGAUUGAUUCACCAUAUUAUGAACGAAAGUACUGAUGUAGCAUGGUUGAUGUUUAUUGUUUGUGAAGAAAGAGCAUUCUAUUCUAUUGUAUAAAACAUGAAGGGACAAAGACUCUAAACACUGUUUCAUUUCUUGGCGUCUAGCGUCCAAGUAUUGGAAACGCUCAUUCCACGCACUUUCUUCUCCAGCCGUACUCUUAUCCUUCUCAGGCUCAGCCUUACCCUCACUCCCUCAGUCCAGCAACAGCAAACACAGGCCAUCGCCCAUACUCCCUCAGUCAAGCAUUCACCGGUCAGUGGUCGGUCAUGUCUAUCUCUUCAUCGUUCUAUUCUGCUAUCCCCAAUCCCACUCCCUUAACCCCUACUCACAGUCACAGGCUCGGAAAAAAUUGCUUUCUUCUCGCCCAAAUCGUCCUCUUCGGUUCCACCUCUCAUUAUUUUCUUUUGCUUCCUUUUUCCUGUAGCUCAACCAGUCACGACUCACGACCUCGCUUCCUAUUUCCUUCGCUCUGUGCGGAGAAAAUUGCUCCCUUCUUCAUGCGUUGUAGCCUGGCGAAGAAUGACCCUUGAUUGUCGAGAUGCAACCUUCUCCACGUUCCACCAACCAUUUUUUCGGCUGCGGUGUGUCGUUCACUCUGGUGUCACGACAGAAGGACCACUCGCCGGUAGCAACCGAGAGACAAUGUAAAGUUGAAGGUUUGGGGAUGUUCGACGAGCCAGGGAGGAUCUGCAUCAGCGAUAGCUGAUGUAUUGGUUUGCCCGGAAGGAUUCCCGACGACGGUGGCGCAGAAGCUGUGGAAAAGAAUUGGGGGAUGGUCUUUUCAAAGGAAGUCGGGCUAUUGCAUCGGAGAGAAAGUCAUUUGAAAGGCCACAGUGUGAAUUGAUCAGUGCCCAGUCGAAAUCAGUUAAGGGUGGGCACCCUGGCCUUACUUUUAACUCUGUUCCAGGUAGAUUUGUGUUGGUUACCUAUAUUAUUUGUUCUUGAUCCUGUCCUAUUGGCUGAAGCUGUGCUUUCUUUGGCUUCUUUAGGCAUACCCAACACACAUUCGGUUUGUUCCAAACUUCAUACCUCAAAUCAACCUGUAAGUUUCAUUCUUUAGCUAUUUGAUGGUAUAUAUGUUUUGGCUUCCAUGUUCUUCUGCCGUUGCCCUCUUAAGCAAAACCUAAGAUAGUUUAAGCCUGCCAUUGAUUUCUUCUGCCCCCUGACAUGAAAACGCUGCUUGGAGUUGGAACCUUACACCUGAAUCACAGAUCGCUUCACCAUCCUAACAUAAUUGGCUUCAGGGAGAUUCCUUUCCCAGCAAUCACUCUCCAAAUUGUUUUUUAUUUUCUUUAAUGCUAUUUUGUACUACAUCAGUGCUUUAAUGGCCCUUUUCCCCUCUUUGGGGGUGUAUGCUUUUGUAGCUGGUCCUGACUCCAACCCAUCAGAGCUUCAUAAUCUGUUGAUCCACUGUAAUUUGCUUUCUAAAUAUGCCACCUCAGCAUGAUUAAUUUGCUUCCUAAGACUUCGACGGAAGCAAUUUUAGAUCCGAAAUCUCUUGAUGCCACCUCAUUUGUUUGUGGAAACUCAAUACUCAGCAUGAUUAAGGUCCCCUACCCAAAGGAGUUUGAUAGGAUUUGAUGAACUUUCUUGCAUAUGUAAUAACCUGCUCAAUGUAUACAAUUGUAGUCUCCAAUUUAAUAUUCUGCUCAAUGUAGCUUAAAUGAGCUAUAGGAUUCUUUGCCUCAUUAAGUUGUCACUCAAAAGUCUACUACACUCCUAAAUAUGAAUUUGGAGCCUGAGUUAAUAAAUUUUGUUCUCUGUUUUCUUAUUUACACACUAGCUGAACCACAGAAUUUUGUUCGGGAUGAAAAAAAGAUCAUUUUAGAAGUUUGUAAAAUCAUGCAAUGUGCCCAUGAGAUGCCAUAAAACAUACAGAAAUGUUUCUAAACAUGCCAUCCCAAAUGGGAACUUUGUUUACAUCCCUUUUCUCUUGAGUCUUUCUCAUUAACCAGUUGUUGCAUAGGUUUAGAUAGCUGCAGGAAAUUAUUAAUGGCAUGUGUAGUAUAGUUUAUUUAGCCCAAAAUCACUGUCGUUGAAUUGUUUGUAUAUAUCUCUGUCUCUUUCAGUUCAAAGAUAUUGUGGAUCGUCUUUUGUUUUAGUGUUGCUGCACUUUCUUUCUGCUGGUGCAUAUGCACUUUCUUUCCCUGUUACUCUACAAGAAUGCUAGAGUCUUCUCUGAUGUUUGUGCACUUUCUUUGCUUUGUCAUCUUCCUACUCAUACAUAUAUAUUGUCCUGAUAUGGUUUACAUAAAGUGGUAUGUGUUCUCUUUGCUUCAGGCACUUGCCUGUAACCUAUUGCUCAUUUUUCUUUUAUCUGUGAGCUAGAGAGUGUGUAUAGCAGGGACCAAAGAUUAAGCUAAUCGAACACAUAGUUGUGGUAAUGGCCAUUCAAGUUGGUUGGCCAGUUGAUGAUUUGGUUAUGGCAGUGCAAGAGUAGCGUCCGCUGAAUAAACAAGUACCUAUGGA
Messenger RNA from Linum trigynum, 7773 nucleotides. The record is from the annotation of a GenBank genome assembly. Lineage: Eukaryota; Viridiplantae; Streptophyta; Magnoliopsida; Malpighiales; Linaceae.